GACUACUCUUCAUGUCACGAAGUUGGGGGAAAAUUUGAAUUCAAUAUGGCGGAUGAUGACCUACUUUAAAAUGAAAUUGAAUAUGUUUUGAAAAAUGCUGCUUGUUAAAAAUUGGACUUGAUGGAAGAAGAUACAUAAUUUUAACAGAAAAAUGGCUGAUUUUGGAGAUUUGACAAACGAGGAAGUGAUCAGCAGAUACGGGUUAGACAAGGAUGGCAUUUUGUUUCUAACUGAACUGCUAAGAGAAGAUCUGCAGCCGAAAACUGAGAGGAAAAAUACCAUCACACUUUUACAGAAAGUUAAGAUUGCUUUAAGGUACUUUGCAUCUGGAGAGAUUCAAUUAAAUGAUGCAGAUAUUCAUGGCAUAUCACAGUCAUCUGUGUCUAGAGUUAUUUCACAAGUAAUACAUGCAUUGAGCAGACCUCAUAUUGUACAAACAUACAUAAAAUUUCCCAAAACACAACAAGAAUUACAAGAUUUGGAAAGGCAAUUUUAUGGCACAGCCAGCUUCCCCAAUGUGUUUGGUGUUAUAGAUGGCACUCAUGUGCAGAUACAAGGACCAACACAGAACAAAGGGGUGUAUGUUAACAGAAUGAACUAUCAUAGCAUCAAUACUCAGGUUGUUUUUGAUCCCAAUGAUAGAAUAAUAGAUAUAGUGGCAAGAUGGCCGGGAUCUGUGCCCGAUAGCAGAAUUUUGAGGGAGAGUGGUGUGUGGGCAUUAAUGGAAGGUGGUCAUUUACCACCUGGUGACCACUAUCUAUUAGGUGAUAGUGGUUAUCCCUGUGAAAGAUGGCUCCUCACCCCUUACCUUAAUCCCCAGCAAGGAUCUCAAACUCAGUAUAACAGUGCACAUAAAUCAACAAGAGCUAAAGUUGAGAGAGGCAUUGGCCAACUGAAAGGGCGCUGGGGUGUCUUACAUUCCGAGAUUAAAAUGAAUCCAGAGAAAGUAUGCAAACUGAUUGUAUGUUGUGGAGUAUUGCACAACUUAUGCAAAUCCAGAAAUAUUCCAAUGCCAUUAGAUAUUUUGCAUAAUGAUCACAAUCAACCUCCAACUAUAGUGCAUAGUGGUCCUCAGGAUGGUUUGAAGUACAGAGACUAUGUUGCAGAAACUUACUUUUGAAAGUUGGUGAAGUUCUUGUUUCGAAUUACAACAUAUCUCACAGUGAUUAGUAGAUUUUGUUGUGAAGUACUUGCUUUUUGUACUCACUGGCAACGGAGACCUGCAAAUAAUAUAAUUCAGUUUGCUUGUUAAUCAACACAAACUUUACUGAAACUAUAUUUUGUGCUUCCCGAAUAGAAGAGAGCCUAACGUCGUCACCUUUUCCGCCGGCCGUUACAUGUGUCCUGCAGAUCCCUAUUUGAACUUGACAUAUUGAUAAAGACAAGUGAGAAGAAGUGACUUAUCAAAGAAUCAUACUUGCACCUUACUGAACUUUUUUAAUUUAACUCUACUGAUUAUAAUAUACUUAACACCGGCUGUCCAGAUAUGAUUUUAAGCUAUCAAUUAUAUUUCAAUGUAACUUCACACAACAAUAGUAGGUGCGGGGAUACCAGUGAGAAGAAUUGCAGUAUAAUUGAAACUUCAGCUUCACUUAAUUUUUUUUAUUAUCUCCCUAAAGUAUCAAGAAUUAUACUACUUGAAAAAAAACUUGGACAUGGUAUAAAGAGAGUAGUAUAAACAGUUUGUCUACAAAUGAAUAAAGAAUACCAUACUAGUGUCUGAUAUAACAAUAUUUAUCAGGCAAGGCUUAGAAAAAAGAAAAGAGGGCAAGGUUGUGCUGAGGCUGUUCAUUUUUACGUGCCGAGCCUGGUAAAUUUGAUUGAAUCAGGCAAGUUCUAUCCUAUUGGCAGUGAUAUGCCAAAUUCAUAUCAUUUUUUUUUUUAAAUCUAUUUGAUUCAGAGUUGUUAAGUUAAUAUUUUCAAACUAGUAAGAGGUAAAAAUAUUCCAUUCUCUUCAUUUUAUUUCAAUAUGUAUUGAUGAGGUAUCUGAUAAAGUUGAAGGUGACUGAUAAAGCCAAAUUUAUCAGGCAUGCACUUGAUCAUCAGAAAUGAAUGUAAUGACAUUUAUUUGCAUUUUUAUAUUUAUAAAAUUAAGUUUGACUAUUUCUGAUACAAUAUUAGUAAUUAAGACAUUAAUGUCAUUACCUGGUUCCUACAACAACUUCCUCAGACUGCACCUCUUGCUCUGGCAGCUGGACAGUAGUUUCAGAACUGUUAAAAUAUACAAAGUAAUUCAUAGUUAGAUAUAGACAUAGAAAUUAUUA
Ruditapes philippinarum (Manila clam) is the source of this 2264-nucleotide messenger RNA. Its product is annotated as putative nuclease HARBI1. The transcript is spliced from 6 exons. The record is from RefSeq and is a predicted model, not a curated record. Bases 152 to 1120 code for a protein of 322 amino acids. Lineage: Eukaryota; Metazoa; Mollusca; Bivalvia; Venerida; Veneridae.